GCGGUCGUGUAGUGUGGUGAGGAAGCUGUAGUGCUCCGCGGACCACAGCAAGAGUGUUUGCCGUCUAACUUUGGACAAUUAUCGACAUUGGAGAAGUAGCCACUAAAGCCGAAGUGGCCGCCAUUGUGGAAGACGAUUGUGCACGUGAUUCUGCGGCCCACCUGAUUGGCUUAUCAUUCAGUACUACAAAUGAACAGACCAUCAGCCUGCGAUGUAUCGGCCUGGAUCCCGCCUCUAGAGAGUGACGACAGUGGUCUCAGUGACAGUGAGGACUGUGAUGGAGACUUUGAACGUAAUCUUUUGUGUGAAGAUGAAAGUACUGAUGAAGACUGCACUGCGCCUACAAGCCCCAGUGCCACUACUGGGACAAGAGAGAUUCAGUGGGAAACUGUGCCACAACAGAACUCUACUAAAGACUUCCCAGUUUGGGGAGGGGCUCGGUCUCAUGUUGAAGAAAUCAAGCAGCCCAUUCAGUACUUCAGAUACUUUUUUCAUAAUGAUGUUUUGGAGCUUAUUGUACAACAAAGUAAUCUUUUUUAUUUUCAGCAAAAACACAGUGCUCUUAAUCUGGAUCAAAAUGAAUUGGAGCAGUUUCUUGGGACACUUUUGUACAUGAGUGUCAUACAGUUACCACGGUCCCGGCUCUACUGGUCCGCCGAAUGCCGUGUGGCACAGGUGGCUGAUAUCAUGUCCAGAGGCAGAUGGGAAGAAAUCAAGGAAUUUAUUCAUUUUAAUGACAACAGCAACCUGGCAUCCAACAAUGAUAAGCUUUAUAAAAUCCGUCCAUUUAUCAAUUUACUCCUCACAAAAUUUCAUGUUCUCCCACAAAACCAAAUGUUGUCUGUUCAUGAGCUUAUAGUGCCUUUCAAAGGAAAAACUAAUCUAAAGCAAUAUUUUUCCAAUAAACUAUACAAAUGGGGAUACAAAAUCUUUGUGCUUUGUGACACAAAUGGCCUGGUGCAUUCUUUUGACAUAUUUACAGGGUACUCUGAGCCUCUCCCUGGGGAACCGGACAGGGGAGUGGGAGGAAAUGUUGUGCUUAAGUUUGCACAAGUCAUUCCUAGUUCUGCCAACCACUUACUGUUUUUCGACUCAUGCUUUUCUUCUUUGGAUUUACUUGUUGUACUGGCAAAUAAGGGGAUACCAGCCCUUGGGGCAAUGAAGCAAAAUCGGCUGCCUGGCUGCAGUUUCAGCAAGGAUGGCGUCAUGAAGAAGAAUGGACGAGGGUCUUUCGAGGAGAAGAAGGUUGUUAUUGAAAGUGUCGAAAUCAGAGCUGUCAAAUGGUUUAACCACAGAGGACUGAUAGUUGCCAGCACAUUUGCCAGUGCCCAGCCAGUUUGUCAAGUGGAAAGAUGGGACAGGAAGUUAAAAAAGACUAUCUCAGUUAAAUGCCCAAGCAUAAUCAGCAUCUAUAACCAGUUUAAAGGUGGUGUUAAUAGUCUUGAAGCACUUAUUUCCAACUUUCCAAUUCAGAUCAAGUCCAGGAAGUUCUAUCAUAAGUUAUUUUUUUAUUUCAUUAAUAUGGUCAUUGUGAACAGUUGGCUCCUAUAUCAACGUGACUGUGAUUUUCUUAAUGUUCCAAAAAAGAUGCAGAAAGACUUCCUUGAUUUUAGAACGUCAAUAGCACAGGCGCUGUGUCUGCAAGGGAAGGAUCUGUCUAGGAAGAGAAGUGGUCAACCUUAUUCUGAAAUAGAGAAAGAGUUUGAAAAGAAGAAACAGCGAGGUGCCACUAAGGCUAUCCCGACACAGGAGGUGCGCUCUGACUCUGUGGGGCACUGGCCUGUGAUGGAGACAGUACGACAGCGCUGCAAACGGCCCAACUGCAAGGGCCUAACUGUCAGUAAAUGUGUAAAGUGCAACGUUCACUUGUGCCUCAGCAAGAGAAAGAACUGUUUUAGAGAUUUCCAUGAGUAGGACUUUGUUGGACUAUGUUUUGUAUUUUAACUUUUUGUUAUUUAUGCUGUUGCUUUUGUCUACAAAACAUGUUAAUAAAAUAGUGGACUGUGUAGACUAAGUGGAAGAUCUGUUUGUAUUAUUGAUAUGUAUAACUGGAUUUGAGGAUCUGAACAAUAGAAAAAUAAAACCUGAUUUGAGCAGAUUAC
This is a messenger RNA of Periophthalmus magnuspinnatus, 2102 nucleotides long. Its product is annotated as piggyBac transposable element-derived protein 3-like. Lineage: Eukaryota; Metazoa; Chordata; Actinopteri; Gobiiformes; Gobiidae. The record is from RefSeq and is a predicted model, not a curated record. The transcript has 3 exons. Bases 190 to 1914 code for a protein of 574 amino acids.